UUCGCUGAGGAUGAUCAUUGAUGGUGACUGUGCUUGAAGACACUGAAGGUUUGACUUGGGGAAAUCCUCAAACUCGCUUGCUUCACACACUUUAUCGAACGUGGGUUGAACUGUUCUCUCGACCUACCUGAAGCCACAUUGAGCACUUCUCUACAGCCAUGCUCAUCGUCAAAACAUUCCACGACGUGCCUAGCAAACUCGACAACGGGCGUCCAAUCCGUAUCUUUGUGGUCUCUCCUGUUGUUCCAAAUUACCCACAAGCAAAGUUUCCCGGUGUGGUGUGCUUCAGUGAAAUCUAUCAAGUGACAGGGCCAGUGGAAAGGUUCGCUGGUCAGAUCGCGAGCCAGGGAUAUGUGGUCGCUUGCCCAUCAAGCUAUCAUGAAUUUGAGGGACCAGAGGCCAUUCCGUACGAUACGGAAGGAACUGAUAGGGGGAACAGGUAUAAGAUCGAGAAAGACGUAACUGCGUACGACGAGGAUGCUACGCUCUCCGUCGAUCUUCUGGUUUCUUUGUCAAACUGCAACGGUCGCAUUGCAGCGACAGGAAUGUGCUUAGGAGGGCAUUUGGCAUUUCGGGCUGCUUUUGAUCCCCGUGUACUAUCCUCGGUCUGCUUCUUUGCGACUGAUGUUCACAGUGCAACCCUUGGCAAAGGCAAAAAUGACAACUCUCUUGCGCGUGUUCUCAAGGGGGAUAUGACAGGCAAAGGUGAACUCGUGAUGAUCUUCGGGAAACAGGACACGCAUGUCCCUCGCGAAGGUCGUGAUCUCAUCCGCAAGACUCUUGAGGAUGCUAGGGUGCCCUGCUCUUUUCUGGAAGUGCAGGCGCAACACGCGUUCAUCAGAGAUGAAUCUUCCAAAGGUCGAUGGGAUGCUGCCCUCACGCGGUCCUUAUUUACAUUCAUGAUGGAGGUGUUUGACCGAACCGUCGGGAGAGAUCUUGGGCCCAAAGUCGACAAAGGAGAGCAAGUCGAGCACGUAUGCUAGAUCCGCGAUAAAUAUCGUAGGCAAUGUUAAUGAGAUAUGAAUUCAACGAAGAACCCGUCAGAUUCUGGGAAGUUUCGAUACACGUUGAUUGCGAUGGAAGAGGGGACCCAUGAUGGAUAAAAAUAUUGAUACAAUUAAGU
Messenger RNA from Suillus fuscotomentosus, 1123 nucleotides. RefSeq names its product dienelactone hydrolase. The transcript is spliced from 12 exons. The record is from RefSeq and is a predicted model, not a curated record. Gene Ontology annotation, molecular function: hydrolase activity. Bases 159 to 983 code for a protein of 274 amino acids. NCBI's taxonomy places the organism in Eukaryota, Fungi, Basidiomycota, Agaricomycetes, Boletales, Suillaceae.